ACAGCCUUGAAACUCACACACACCAUCCUCCAAUUAUUGCUUGUGCGCAACUCUCACCAUUACCUUAUACAUACACAGUUCAUAAGUCGAUGGAUUUCAAUUUAUCUCCCCAACCUGCCGACACCACUGUCUAUGAAGGCGACGCCGGCGGAUACUACUCUUGGACAGGGGCCAAAUCUCCCGCGAUUCCCCAGGCCAAGGUCGCCGCCGGAAAACUGGUUUUGCGUCCGCGCGGCUUUGCUCUGCCGCACUACGCAGACACUUUUAAGAUCGGUUAUGUUGCCCAAGGUACAUGCAUAGUAGGACUUGUCUUUCCAAAUGACCCACAAGAGAAAGUCCUGAUAAUCAACAAAGGGGACGCCAUUCCGGUGCAAAUGGGGGCUAUUUCCUGGUGGUUCAACGGUGGUGAUUCCGAUUUCACCAUAAUAUUUUUAGGUGAGAGUAGCCAAUCCUACAGUCCAGGCCAAUUCGACUACUUUUUCCUGACAGGGCCCAUCGGUGUUCUGGCAACAUUUUCUCCUGAAUUUAUUACUAAAAUAUUUCACUUGAAAGAGUCGGAAACGGAGACGCUAGUACACAGCCAAGCUAAUCCGUUGCUUGUCAAGCUUGAUAAAGGAAUAAAUAUGCCCAAUCAAUCCAAUUGCGACACUAGAGAAUAUGUUUUCAAUUUGGAUGAUUUAAUUUCUUCUGGAGUCAAUUAUGCUGAAAUAACUGCCGAAAAUUUUCCUCUGCUUGAAAAAAUUGGGCUUAGUGCUAGCCUGGUGAGGCUAGAAUCUCACUCUAUCCUAAACCCGUAUUAUAAUGUGAACGGAUCUCAAAUCAUUUAUGUCCUAAAAGGCAGUGGUCGGGUUCAAAUCAUGGGCCUUAAUGGUACCCGAGUCUUGGAUGCCGACGUGCAAGAAGAUCAGGCAUUCGUGGUGCCAAAGUUCUUCGCAGCAACUCAAUUAGCCGGUGAACAUGGAAUGGAAUUCUUUUGUCUUUCCACGUCUUCAAGGCCGAUAGUAGGGCAAUUGGCUGGAAAAGAAUCGGCUUGGAAAGCUUUAUCGUCGCCCGUCCUCCAAGCUGCACUUAAUGUAUCUCAAGAAUUCGUAGCAUUUUUCAAAUCGAAAAUUAAUUUAUAAAACUGUUAGUUGUUACUUUUAAGAAAUGCGCUUUAUAUUAUUUGGAUUGUACCUGUAAUAAGGAGGUGGGCACCUCCCAAGUGUGUUUCUGGGGAUGAAGUAUUGUAUUUUCUAAUAUGAAUUCUACACAAUAAUUGUGUGUUUCUUAUAUUGUAACAAAAACAUUGGUAUUGAUAGUAUUCUUAAGUUUAUU
This is a messenger RNA of Sesamum indicum (sesame), 1314 nucleotides long. RefSeq names its product glutelin type-A 3. Lineage: Eukaryota; Viridiplantae; Streptophyta; Magnoliopsida; Lamiales; Pedaliaceae. Gene Ontology annotation, molecular function: nutrient reservoir activity. The record is from RefSeq and is a predicted model, not a curated record.